Messenger RNA from Falco peregrinus (peregrine falcon), 3249 nucleotides. Its product is annotated as gastrula zinc finger protein XlCGF57.1-like. The coding region runs from base 104 to 2008 and encodes 634 amino acids. The transcript has 5 exons. Gene Ontology annotation, cellular component: nucleus. The record is from RefSeq and is a predicted model, not a curated record. Lineage: Eukaryota; Metazoa; Chordata; Aves; Falconiformes; Falconidae.
GCAGCGGGCGGAGCCUUUGUCCUGCCGCGCCCGCCGCGUCCUGCGGCCUCGGCCCGCGCCGGCAGCGCCCGUUUCUCUGGGAGGCAGUGCCAGGACCCCACCGAUGGAGCCAGAGGAGAAGUCGUGGAGGGGGGACCUGCCGGAUGCCUGUGACACAGGUGAGGCUGCCGAGAGCUCCUGUGGGGACCCAGCUGCCCUGGCACCACAGGGACCUCGCAGCUGCCGGCAUGAUGCCGUGCUGCCCAGGAGCCCGAGAGCAGCUCUGUCUUCCUCAGGAAAGGGCUGGGCUAGUGUGAAGCAUGAGAUCGUGGUGAAAACGGAGCCAGAGGAUGAGUCCUACGUCAGCUGUCACCAGGGCCUGGAUGCCACUGUCCCCAGGGUUCCCAGCACUGGCAUCAAAGCGGAGACCAGCAUCAAAAGCGAGCCUGGGGCCGAGGCGUACGGCAGCGGCUGCCCUGGCUGCCAGGAGCGGGACGCACCGCACCACCAUGCUGCCAGUGAUGCCAGGCCCGAGGUCAUCGUGAAGGUGGAGCCAGAGGAGGAGUCACACAUUGGGUGUCCCCAGGAUCUGGCUGGCCCAGGUGCUCCCAGCCACUGCAGCGGCGCAGGCCCUGACGGCGAGCAGCGACCCAAGGAGGAGCCAGAGGAGGUGAAGCCAGAGGCAGCUGAGCUGGAGAAGAGCCUGGGGGCUGCCUUGGGGGGCUCGCUCGGACCCUGGCCCCGUGUCAGCCAGUGGACGGUGCAGCAGGCACAGGGCACCGUUGCUGAGCUCCGGUGCAGCCCAGCAGUGCCCAGGGAGCGACGGGCUGCCCCCGAGCCCUGGGUGCUCUGCCUGGAGAGGGGCACAGCUCCGGUGGUGCCAGUGAGCAGCACCAGGCAGAAACCUCCCUCUGCCUGCGGGGUGGGCAGUGCCAUGGCCUCCGGUACCGAGCCGGCACGUCGUCCCUGUGGCCACACAGCCGAGCGUCCCUUCGCCUGCAGUGAGUGUGGGAAGAGCUUCCAGCACCGGGGGAACCUCAUCACCCACUUGCGGGUGCACACAGGUGAGAAGCCCUUCACUUGCACCAUCUGUGGCAAGAGCUUCAGCCAGAAGGGUGACCUGAUGCGGCACCAGCGCAUCCACACCGGUGAGAAGCCAUUCAAGUGCACAGUCUGUGGCAAGAGCUUCUGCUCCAAGCAGACCUUCAUCCUGCACCAGCGCAUCCACACUGGCGAGAAGCCCUUCUCCUGCACCGAGUGUGGCAAGAGCUUCAACCGCAAGGCCAACUUCAUCACCCACCAGAAGAUCCACCGUGGUGAGCGCCCCUUCAUCUGUGCUGAGUGCGGCAAGGGCUUCUGUGCCAAGAAGACCUUCAUCCUCCACCAGAAAAUCCACAUCGGCGACCGGCCCUUUGGCUGCUCAGAGUGCGGCAAGAGCUUCAGCCGCAAUGGUGACCUGACGCGGCACCAGCGCAUCCACACCGGCGAGCGCCCCUUUGCCUGCACCGACUGCGGCAAGAGCUUCAGCCACAAUGGCGAGCUGAUCAAGCACCAGCGCAUCCACACCGGUGAGAAGCCCUUCACCUGCACCGAGUGCGGCAAGAGCUUCAACCGCAAAGGCACCCUCAUCACCCACCAGCGCAUUCACACUGGUGAGCGACCCUUCGUCUGCCCCGAGUGUGGCAAGACCUUCAACUUGAAGACGACUCUGAUGAAGCACAAGCGCAUCCACACUGGCGAGCGUCCCUUCACCUGCCUGGAGUGUGGGAAGAGCUUCAAGUACAAGGGCAACCUCCGAACCCACCACCUCACCCAUACAGUGGAGCGGGUCUACCCCUGCACUGAGUGUGGCAAGAUCUUCAGCCACAAGAAGGAGCUGACAGUGCACCAGGGCGUGCACACGGAGGAGAGGAUCCUCUCCUGCUACCAGGAGGGAGAGUCCUUCAACCCCUUCCUCCCCGUGCACCCCCUCCUCAUGUCCUGCGCCCAGCUUCCAGUGCCACUGGAAGCCUUGUCUAAGUACAAGUAGGAGGGCUGGUGGCAGCAGGGACAGCCCACUGUCCUGCCUGUGGCACGUCCCCAUGGCUCAAGCAGCCAGAGGAGGAACCAAUGUCAGAGACUUGGCCCCGCUGCAGGGCCAGUGCCAUGGGACACUGGCGGGUCCUGGGGACGAGGCGCUGGCUGGGGAUGCCACUGGCUUUCAGCAGUGCUAGAGGGGCUGCCCUGCCGUGGCGGGGGCCAGGGGCCAGUGGCAGGGACAGGCAGCUGGGCUGGGACCCUGGGUGUGUGGGGCUGGUGGCCUGCCACCACACCAGCACCAAUCACACCCCCAGGUGAUGGGGGGCUUUCUAUUAUGGCAGGAGAUGUUGUCCCCGACCCGAGAGUCCGCCGUCCUGUUUGCUGUUGGAAACCUUUUCAAAGUGGAUCACAACGAGUAGGUGUGAAGAGAUGGGUCCCCUUGCCAGGUUUGCUGUCCCCAAUGCCGGUGCCACCAUCUGUGCUGUGGCAGGUGCGGCCACCCCAUCCUGUGCUGAGGGGCCCGGUGCAGCUGGGGGAAUGGGGCAGGUCUGGGGCUGAGCACCCCUGUUUCCCCUCAUCCCCAUCAAGGAUGCUGGACUCAAUGAGGAGCCCAUGGCUACCAGGCACAGCCCCUCACCACUAUGCUCUGUGCACAGUGACCAGCCCCUGUGCGGGGGUGAGCCAGCACCCCUCUUUGUCCCCCCAAAGUCCCGUCAGGCAUUUACCCAGGCAUGGGUUUGGCUCCCUUCCUGCCCCAGCACUUGCUGUGUGCCGGGGAGCAGGGCCCUGCGCUUUGGGGCUUUGAUGGAAACCUGAGUAUUCUGCUGGGGGGCAAACCUCUUCCCUCGGCCACUGGUUCUGCAGGGGGGGCUGCUUUUGGAGGGGCCAUGGAGGCAAGAGGCCCUGGGGCACACAGGGACCCUGACCUGGCUGUCUCCACAGCUUUGCCCUGGGGCUCAAGGUUAUGCUUGUCACAUCCCUGCCUCAGUUUCCCCAUCUGUGAAAGGGGGGUAACACUACGUGCUGCCUCCCGGAGGGCGUGUUAACCCCUUCCUGACCAUGCAGAGCCCCACAGAGGGCUAGUGCUGGGCUGGGGCGUGUUGGAGCUGCCAGGGACAAAGGACAGCUGGUGGCUUAGCUGACGCAUAGGAGCCCCCACCAUGGGACACAGUGUGCAGGGACCACAUGUAUUUAUGGCACUGUUGGUUUUUCCUAACCUAGACACUAAUAAAAAGUGCAAAUGUAAGAGAA